AUGGUUGGCUUCAAGAUCUCUGCCGGGCUUGCUCUCAGCAUCUUGAUCAACACUGGGGAGGUUUCCGCUCAUGCCCGUCUCUACAACAAUUAUGGAGAUUACGACCAGUCAAAACUAGGCGGGUCUCUAGCUCACGCCUAUGAUAUUCCCGUUAUAGAUCACGGGGACCACCAACAUCCAGGGCAAUGGGAUGUCAAAGUUUUCAGUGACCCUGUCAUUCCAGCUACUUGGGAAAGUCCCUUUAAGCAUAUUCCGCGCAAGUAUAUGCCACAAGGAUGUGGUGCUGACCUGCAUUUCAUCUUUGCUUAUAAUAUGGCUCAUCGACGUGGUGAGAUCAAUCCAGCAAAUCUCCAAAAUGAUCAUGUAACAUUAUGGAAGCAUCGGAAUUAUCACUUUUUCAUGGCUCCAAUUCCCCAAGGGGCGCUCGUCAAUACAAAGCAGCAGAUAGAUUACAAUGCUAAACAUGGCAGAAUUGCUCAGGUUACUCCCGGAGGCUGGCUCGACAUAAGAUCUUAUCAAGUGAACGCCGACGGCGCAGGCCCAUUCAAAUGCCGACUCGACGAGACCUCCACAGGUCAGCAUUUUUCAACUCAGCUCCCAAUUCUUAAGGAGGUACCCGGUGGCCCAGGCUCGGUCAAUUGGCACUCGGCCAAGAAGGCAUACAUCAUGCGGGUCGGAAUCCCCAAAGAUAUCAAAUGCCUCGCUCGAUACGGUACCUACAACAACGUCUGCCUUAUGAGAUGUGAAAACCAAGCCCACAACGGUCCGUUCGGCGCAUGCAUCCCCUUCCAGGUUAUGUAUCCCAAGCCUCCAGCUGCACCGCCCAAGCCGGUUUAUAUAGAUGUAAAGAAGCCAGAACCGGAACCGAAACCCGUCUAUGGUUAUGCUGGCUAUGAUGUUGGGAAGGGAAAUUAUAAGGAAGGCGCUUAUGGGAAGAAAGUGAAGCGAGAUAUUGAAAGAAAGAAGAUAAGGCGUGCUGCCAACGCCGAAACAGAUACCCAAUCUGAAGAUACUGAAGUGAAAGCUUAA
Messenger RNA from Orbilia oligospora ATCC 24927, 1029 nucleotides. RefSeq lists its product as uncharacterized. Bases 1 to 1029 code for a protein of 342 amino acids. The record is from RefSeq and is a predicted model, not a curated record. NCBI's taxonomy places the organism in Eukaryota, Fungi, Ascomycota, Orbiliomycetes, Orbiliales, Orbiliaceae. The transcript has 5 exons.